This is a messenger RNA of Cuscuta campestris, 3591 nucleotides long. The record is from the annotation of a GenBank genome assembly. NCBI's taxonomy places the organism in Eukaryota, Viridiplantae, Streptophyta, Magnoliopsida, Solanales, Convolvulaceae.
GAAGAAAAUAAUUCCUCCAAAAUAAUUUCGGCAAGAGAGAGAGAGAGAGCCAGAGGAAAAGAUUAACCGAAAUAAGUUUCUUUAAUUUUUAUUUAUCUCUCUACUUAAUUACUCCGUGUUAGUGUACAAUUUCUUGGAAAACUUGAGGAGUAUAAUCCAAUCAAAUUAUAAUUGGCGGCGGAUACGCGGGAUAAUUUUUUGUAUUGAAUACAAGGAUCUGAGAUAGGGUUUGGGAGCUCUGAAUUUGGCGCGAUUCGGUUUUGAAAUGGAUUGAGAAAUGUUGGGCGGAAAUGGCAAUUGGUGAGAAUUGGAGCUCCGAUCGUGGGGGGAAGUUUUGAAAUUAGGGUUUCGAGUUGAGAGAGAUGGACGUGGAUUCGACGAUGGCAACAGGGCCUGAUCACGAUCCAGCUGUGCAGAAUAACAGGUCGAGUUCCGAGCAGGUUGGGGACGAGCCCUCUGCUGUAGGAUCUCCACCACAGACUACUUCUGCUGUUAACCAGCAGUCCUCGCCUUCUCAGGCUCAACAAUCACAGCAACAGAGUACUGGUUCAGUUGCAGGGCCAAGAUGCGCUCCUACGUACUCAGUGCUGCAGCCUAUCAUCGAGAAGUCGGAGGAUGGCCCGGGACCAAGAUGUGGUCACACUCUGACUUCUGUUCCGGCUGUUGGGGAGGAGGGCAUGCCGGGGUACAUUGGUCCGAGGCUUAUUCUCUUUGGUGGUGCUACUGCACUUGAGGGGAAUUCUGCAGCUUCAGGCACUCCAUCAUCAGCUGGAAGUGCUGGAAUCCGUUUAGCAGGGGCUACAGCUGAUGUGCACUGUUAUGAUGCAUUGACAAAUAAAUGGUCUAGAAUCACUCCUAUUGGAGAGCCUCCCACACCAAGGGCAGCUCAUGUGGCUACUGCUGUUGGUACCAUGGUUGUUAUUCAGGGUGGAAUUGGACCAGCUGGUUUAUCUUCCGAAGAUCUUCAUGUCCUGGAUCUUACCCAACAGCGACCACGGUGGCAUAGGGUCGUGGUACAAGGACCUGGGCCGGGGCCUCGCUAUGGGCAUGUCAUGGCUUUGGUAGGACAGCGGUAUCUCAUGGCAAUUGGUGGAAAUGAUGGGAAACGGCCUUUAGCAGAUGUUUGGGCAUUGGAUACAGCAGCAAAGCCAUAUGAAUGGCGCAAACUGGAACCAGAGGGUGAAGGCCCACCUCCUUGCAUGUAUGCAACUGCAAGUGCACGUUCUGAUGGUCUUCUUCUACUCUGUGGUGGGAGGGAUGCAAACAGUGUGCCACUGGCAAGUGCAUAUGGACUUGCCAAGCAUAGAGAUGGUCGUUGGGAAUGGGCUAUUGCUCCGGGUGUGUCACCCUCUCCUAGAUAUCAACAUGCUGCAGUGUUCGUUAAUGCGCGGCUCCAUGUAUCUGGAGGAGCACUAGGUGGUGGGCGCAUGGUUGAGGACUCCUCCAGUGUGGCUGUUUUAGAUACUGCUGCUGGGGUGUGGUGUGAUACAAAAUCUGUUGUUACUAGCCCACGACCUGGCAGAUACAGUGCUGAUGCUGCUGGUGGGGAUGCUGCCGUUGAAUUGACAAGGCGAUGCAGGCAUGCUGCUGCUGCUGUUGGUGACUUGAUCUUUAUUUAUGGUGGCUUGCGUGGUGGAGUAUUGCUAGAUGACUUGCUUGUCGCUGAAGAUUUGGCUGCUGCUGAAACAACAAGUGCUGCAUCACAUGCAGCAGCAGCAGCUGCAAAUCUACCUCCAGGGAGGCUACAAGGGAGGUAUGGAUAUAAUGAUGAAAGAAUGCGAGUUCCUGAAACAGUUAAUGAUGGUGCCGUUGUUCUGGGAAGUCCUGUUGCUCCUCCUGUAAAUGGUGAUGUGUAUACUGACAUAAGCACCGAAAAUGCCAUGCUUCAUGGAACUCGGAGAAUGAGCAAAGGUGUUGAAUAUCUAGUGGAAGCAUCUGCAGCUGAAGCAGAAGCUAUUUGUGCUACUUUAGCUGCUGCAAAAGCUCGGCAAGUUAAUGGAGAGGUUGAGCUGCCAGAUAGGGACCGUGGGGCUGAAGCAACUCCUAGUGGAAAGGAAACAUCUAGCUUGAUCAAGCCUGACUCUGCUGUAGCAAACAAUUCUGCCCCUCCUGGAGUUCGGUUGCAUCACCGUGCUGUGGUUGUUGCUGCGGAGACAGGUGGAGCUCUUGGUGGUAUGGUUAGACAGCUAUCCAUUGAUCAAUUUGAAAAUGAAGGCAGGCGUGUUAGUUAUGGAACUCCAGAAAAUGCAACCGCAGCAAGAAAACUUUUGGAUAGACAAAUGUCCAUCAACAGUGUGCCCAAAAAGGUUAUUGCUCAACUUUUGAAACCUCGCGGCUGGAAACCCCCUGUACGGCGGCAAUUUUUCUUGGAUUGCAAUGAGAUAGCUGAUCUUUGUGACAAUUCUGAAAGAAUAUUUGCUAGUGAACCUAGUGUUCUUCAGCUAAAAGCUCCUAUUAAGAUAUUUGGUGACUUGCAUGGACAAUUUGGGGAUCUUAUGCGGCUUUUUGACGAAUAUGGAUCCCCAUCAACUGCUGGAGAUAUAUCAUACAUCGAUUAUCUAUUUCUAGGAGACUAUGUUGAUCGAGGGCAGCACAGUUUGGAAACCAUAACUCUUCUCCUUGCUUUAAAGGUUGAGUAUCCCCAUAAUGUGCACUUAAUACGUGGGAACCAUGAAGCUGCAGAUAUCAAUGCCCUUUUUGGCUUUCGAAUCGAGUGCAUUGAACGGAUGGGGGAGAGAGAUGGAAUAUGGGUUUGGCACCGGAUAAACAGACUAUUUAACUGGCUUCCUCUUGCGGCAUUGAUUGAAAAGAAAAUCAUAUGCAUGCAUGGAGGCAUUGGGCGGUCGAUUAAUCAUGUCGAGCAAAUUGAAAAUAUUCAGCGUCCCAUUACCAUGGAAGCUGGCACAAUUGUUCUCAUGGACUUGUUGUGGUCUGACCCAACUGAAAACGACAGUGUUGAGGGAUUGCGCCCAAAUGCCAGAGGACCAGGCUUAGUUACUUUUGGGCCUGAUCGUGUGAUGGAAUUCUGCAAUAACAACGAUCUUCAAUUGAUUGUCCGAGCCCAUGAAUGUGUGAUGGAUGGCUUUGAACGGUUUGCUCAGGGACAUUUAAUCACUCUAUUCUCAGCCACCAACUAUUGUGGUACUGCCAAUAAUGCCGGUGCAAUCUUAGUAUUGGGUAGAGAUCUUGUGGUGGUCCCAAAACUCAUUCAUCCCUUACCCCCUGCAAUUUCAUCACCUGAAACUUCUCCCGAGCGGCACAUAGAAGACACAUGGAUGCAGGAGCUUAAUGCUAACCGACCACCAACGCCAACCAGAGGUCGGCCUCAAGUCACAAAUGAUCGAGCCUGAUGCUAACUCCACCCCUGGGAUCUCCAGUAAUCUGUACAUAAGCAAGCAGAGGAUUCCCGCGACAAAGAUAGAUUGAUUAUUUGAACAGACACUCCUUCCAAGAGUCCCACCAAUAGUUUAUUGAGAGGGAGAUAGAGAAAGGAAGUGCUUUGUGUAAUCUUUGUGGCUGCGUUUGUAUAAUGUACGUUUGUUGGCGUGAAGGAUCCCAUUUUCAAACUACAAAAAAAGAGAGACAAUUACG